This is a messenger RNA of Anopheles bellator, 2525 nucleotides long. RefSeq names its product transmembrane protein 184C. Lineage: Eukaryota; Metazoa; Arthropoda; Insecta; Diptera; Culicidae. Bases 245 to 2002 code for a protein of 585 amino acids. Gene Ontology annotation, biological process: transport. Gene Ontology annotation, molecular function: transporter activity. The record is from RefSeq and is a predicted model, not a curated record. The transcript has 5 exons.
UGCGAGUGCUUUGUGUAGUGAAAACUUCCUAUUUUCCUGUCGUACUAUGGGCAAGGGAAAACGGAACGGUUUAUUGCGGAAAUCCGCGUCGGUUGUUUAAUAAUGAGGCCAUGGUGCAGUGCCGAUGCAACAUCAAAUAACAGCAAAAUGACGAUCAACUUCAACCAACACGAUUCACAAAACGGUGACACGAUGGUCGUUGCGGAUUAAUUGCGAACCAGUGAUUCAAAAGAAAUCGUGAAAAAUGUGUGUCUCGUUCUGCGCUCAAUGGCGCAUCUGGCUGCGGCCACUCUUAGUGAUCCUGUAUAUCCUGUUCGUCAUCAUCGUUGUCCCGCUACUAAUAGUCGAUUCGGUUAAGGACGGGUUCACGCACAAAGGGCAACUCAUCCUGAUCGGCGGUCUGUUUGUGCUCUGCGCGAUACCGAUUUCGAUAUGGCAAAUUGCACAACACAUCGUCCACUUCACCCAACCGCUACUUCAGCGACACAUCAUUAGAAUUCUGUGGAUGGUUCCAAUUUAUGCUCUCAAUGCGCUUCUCUGUCUCGUCUUUCCGCGCAAGUCAAUCUACAUGGACAGUAUACGCGAGUGCUACGAAGCGUACGUGAUCUACAACUUUAUGAAGUAUCUGCUGAACUAUCUCAACCUCAGCAUGGAUCUGGAGGUUGAGCUCGAGACGCACCCGCAAACGAAACACGUGUUUCCACUCUGCUGGCUGGCUCCGUGGCGCAUGGGAAGAGAGUUUGUCCACAACUGCAAACAUGGCAUCCUUCAGUACACUGUCGUACGUCCGCUGACCACAGUCAUUGCGUGCAUUUGCCAACUCAAACACGUAUAUGGCGAGGGUCAGUUCCGGGCAUCCGUUGCCUUCCCGUACCUGGUGUUCUUCAACAACUGCUCGCAAUCGAUAGCGAUGUACUGCCUGAUAAUGUUCUACCGAGCGACGCGCAACGAGUUGCGACCGAUGCGGCCACUGCCAAAAUUUCUCUGCAUCAAGGCGGUCAUUUUCUUUUCCUUCUUCCAAAGUAUCAUCAUUUAUGGCCUCGUCUAUUACGGCUUCAUAAAGGACAUUUUCGAUACCGACACAACCGAGUUCGAUUCGCAGCUCGAGUUAUCGACGAAGCUGCAGAAUUUUAUCAUCUGCUUUGAGAUGUUGUUGGCCGCCUUGGCCCAUCACUACAGCUUCUCUCACCAUCCGUUCAAGCUUCAUUUGCCCCUCAGCAGGCACAGUGGCGGUGCGAGCAUCAACGGUAGCACCAGUGGCCCGUGGUAUUCCGCCUUUUGCAAUAUGCUCGACCUAUCCGACGUACGUCAGGACGUGUCGGAACACUUUGGCGAGAUGGGCAGUUCGAUUAGUCGUCGGUUGCGCGGCCGUAACGUGUACCAGGAGGCCCACUCGAGUGGCAGAAACUAUGAGGGCGAUUUUACCGGCACGGAGCGCGAUUAUCUCGUGCACGGGGCAAGCGGGACAAGCAAUUUGCUUGCUAGCCAGUGCUACCAGAGCCAACAAUACUACGCUGCCGGUACACCGCAGUUCAUAGAUGCCGGGGCCAGUGGUUCGUCGAAAGGUGUUGCGGGUGUUUCCACCGGUCAGCAGCGGUACGGUGCGCUUGAAAGUGGCAUCAGCAUCGUGCGUCCCAAGGUGUCAAAGCUGGUCGACACACCGAACGAGGGGGCACCGAAAAUACCGAACAUUUUCAAUCAAUUCCCCAACUCAAAGAAUCUUAACCUUACCCUCAGCAAAACACCAAGCUACGAGAAUUUACUUUCCCCGAAGAGUGAAGCGCGCGGCUUUGGUGGUGGAAAAGGACGGUCUAACCGUGCGAAGGACACGGCAGGACUUCCCAGCAGUAACAGUGAGUCCAGCUCCAUCAACCAACGCGUACAACGAUCGGAAAGCAACAAUGGCAGCGAUUGGCUCAGUACGCCCGACGAUGAGCUGGGCAUCGACGUGCAGGGCCUGUCGAGUGAUAAUAUCAAUAUCAAUUCCAACAAAAAAGUGUAGCUGCACCGCCACUAUUUAAAGACCCGUUCUCUUCUACUAACCACACGCCGUUAGCAGUAUUGAGUUGCAGCUAUGGGCUACGUUUGACUGUAAAGCAAGCGGUAACGAUCGCGAUCGUUUAUCGAUGCCUUUCUUUUCUAACGGAAAGAGGACUCCCGAUGGGAGGGAAACUACGCAGGAUGCAUUUUUCUAUCGCCCAUAUGUUAACAGGGCCGUCGGCAAAGGGAGAAAUCCUGCGAGACUAUACGUAGCUGGCAAAAACGAAAGGAAACAAAAUGAUCAUAAAAUCGUGUAAUAAUUCCAUGCAAAAUCCAACAUCAUAAUCUCAAUCGCGAUCGUCCCCAUUUUUAACGCAUCUGUGGUAGAAAAGGUGGAAAGCUCCGAGGGAGCGUAUAGUGCUUUCUGCUUUUUCGUCGUUGGACGUUGGUGAGAUGUGAUGCGUCUUUUUUGGAGCACCCAACGGUCUUCGAAGUGUUCGCAUAUCCGUGAUUAAUAAAGCGAAUCGUGUAACCGUUACUCUUAA